Messenger RNA from Lycium barbarum (goji berry), 684 nucleotides. RefSeq names its product cysteine proteinase inhibitor-like. Lineage: Eukaryota; Viridiplantae; Streptophyta; Magnoliopsida; Solanales; Solanaceae. Gene Ontology annotation, molecular function: cysteine-type endopeptidase inhibitor activity. The record is from RefSeq and is a predicted model, not a curated record. The coding region runs from base 122 to 421 and encodes 99 amino acids. The transcript is spliced from 2 exons.
UUAUCUUCCCCUUUUUUCUCUAUAAAAACCAAUGUAGACUUAUUGCCAUUUUCUCAUUACAAAAAAUAUUACUGUGCUAAUUUCUUCUUCUUACAGCCCAAUAAAUUAAUUAUUCGCAGCGAUGGCAAUGUUAGGAGGUAUUACCGAUGUUCCUGCAGGAUCCGAAAACAGCGUUAAGUACCAAGAUCUUGCUCGUUUUGCUGUCCAGGAUUUUAAUCAGAAACAGAAUGCUCUUUUGGAGUUUGUAAAGGUUUUGAGUGUGAAGCAACAAGUAGUUAGUGGAAUGAUGUACUAUAUAACACUUGAGGCAAUUGAUGGUGGAAAGAAGAAAACAUAUGAAACCAAGAUUUGGGUGAAGGAAUGGGAGAAGUUCAAGGAAGUUCAAGAAUUCAAGCUUGCUGGUGAUGCCCGAGGGAGCUAAUUAACUAUUGCUUGGUGUAUGAAAUUACUCUUAUGUUGGAGAUAAAUAAAGUCAUUUUUAUGUGGAAGUAUUUGGAUGUCGUAGUGUAAGUGUGUAGUGUAUUCUCCAGGGAGCUAAUUAACUAUUGCUUGGUAUAUGAAAUUAUUCUUAUGUUGAAGAUAAAUAAAGUCAUUUUUAUGUGGAAGUAUUUGGAUGUCGUAGUGUAAGUGUGUAUAUACACUACUAUAAAGUUUUUAAGGUAUUGAAAAUGUUACUUAGUUCAA